This is a messenger RNA of Pecten maximus, 1229 nucleotides long. RefSeq names its product serine hydrolase RBBP9-like. Bases 523 to 1062 code for a protein of 179 amino acids. The transcript is spliced from 2 exons. Lineage: Eukaryota; Metazoa; Mollusca; Bivalvia; Pectinida; Pectinidae. The record is from RefSeq and is a predicted model, not a curated record. Gene Ontology annotation, molecular function: hydrolase activity.
GAAGCUUAUUUAUUAAGUAUUAUUAAGAUGCUAAAUAAAAAGGGUUAAAACAGUAAUUCAAAACAAUCAAUAUUUUAAUAUAAUCUUAAAUACGUGGUUGAGAAUGUCAAACUGUUGCUUUUCGGUCCCAAUGCACAGUAAUUGAUGGAUACACACAAGUAAACAAUACAUUGUGUAUUCCAUGUGUUCAAAAUGGCGGCCAUAUGCAAUCAGUCACGUGAUUAAAUAAAUAUCAUAAGCUGCAAAACCAUGCUUCCAAAACGUUGCCAGUCAUUUCGAACAAUAAAUGUCAUUUAUAUUAUGCAAUUACGUUUUACAGUUAGUAUACAGAUGAUGCAUAUCCAGGGGGAAAAGAAAUAAAAAUAAAAUGGCGAAUAUCGCGCCAUUCCAAUAUGGCGGCCAAUCAGUGAUCGAGAAAGCUUCAAUAAGGAAGCGUACCGUUUCUUCCUCUUUCUCCAUUCCGGUUGGCAUCUGAGGCACCGAUCGGUUGAUCGUUGCAAAAUCUGGAAGGUCAGGUUAAAGAUGAAAGUGGCAAUUAUUCCUGGAAAUGGAGCUGGAGAUGUAUUCAUGGCAAAUUGGUAUGGCUGGGCACAUGAAAAAAUCAACAGACUACCUGGUGUGACAGCCGACCUCCGUAACAUGCCUGAUCCAAUAACUGCUCGCGAGAAUAUCUGGAUACCAUUCAUGCGUGAUAAAAUGUCAUGUGACGAAUCAACAAUUAUCAUUGGACACAGCUCUGGGGCUGAAGCUGCCAUGAGAUUUGCAGAAAAAUACAAAGUCAAAGGUAUCAUACUAGUCUCGGCCUGUGUCACCGACCUUGGUGAUGAAAAUGAGCGGGAGAGUGGGUACUACAACCGACCUUGGGAAUGGGACAAGAUCAAGACAAACACAGAGUUUAUAGUACAGUUUGGAUCGACAGAUGACCCAUUUAUUGAAUGGGACGAACAUCAGCAGGUUGCAGAUGGACUUCAACCCGAAUUUCACAAGUUUUCUGAUAGAGGACACUUCAUGAAUUCUGUAUUUCCUGAGCUGAUCAAUGUUGUUAAAUCAAAAUUGUCUUGAAAAACAAACAAAACAGUCAAUUUUUAUCACACUGCUUUACAUUUAGUGAUUUUACCAAUUGUCACUGACCAGCCAACUGGUGUGAGAAAAUGUUAGGUAUGACUACUGGGUAAGAUCAGUGAGAACUAUGGUAUGGAAAAAGUUUGAAUUAAAGCAGUUUGAAAAGA